This is a messenger RNA of Macadamia integrifolia, 1839 nucleotides long. Its product is annotated as ABC transporter C family member 3-like. Gene Ontology annotation, molecular function: ATP binding; ABC-type transporter activity. Gene Ontology annotation, cellular component: plant-type vacuole; vacuolar membrane. The record is from RefSeq and is a predicted model, not a curated record. The transcript has a single exon. Lineage: Eukaryota; Viridiplantae; Streptophyta; Magnoliopsida; Proteales; Proteaceae. Gene Ontology annotation, biological process: transmembrane transport. The coding region runs from base 1 to 1839 and encodes 612 amino acids.
AUGGAUGCUUUUGGAGAUUCAAAGAAUGAUAUGAAUCUUUGGAUAUUUUCUGAGUCUUCUGCAGGGAUUUUCCUGAAUGGAUUUUCAGCUUCUUCACACCUAAUUUUGUUAUUAGUUUUAUCCAUUUCCUGGGCUUGCAAGAGAUGCAUGAUGAAUAACCUUGAAAAUUCAAAACCAGUAUUGAAGAAUACAUAUUUUUUAUACUAUCGGUUAACCCUUAUAUCUUGUGCAAGUCUGGCAUUCUGUGAUCUUCUCCUAUGCGUGUUAAACCAUAUCUCUGGGUAUAGACAUGGUUGGACUAAUUCAAAAGUUGUUGCCCAAUUGGAUUUUGCAUUCAGAACACUCAGUUGGUUUGUAAUCUCUGCUUACUUGCAUGUCAAGAGUUCUCAUUCAAGUGAACAUAGGUUCCCCAUUCUACUAAGGAUUUGGUGGGCCUUCUACUUCAUACUAUCUUGUUCUUAUUUUGUUAUACAUCUUGGUUUGUAUUGGAAACGUUUGUCCUUACCAUUCCUCUUAUGGGUCUCCGAUAUUGUGUCCAUUAUUUCUAGUUUGUUCUUUUGUUAUGCUGCGUUUUUUGGAAAGUUUCGAGAAGAUGAAUAUUCACAUCUUUUAGAGCCUAUUUUGAAAACUAGUUCAAAUAAAAGCAAUAGAGACUAUAGACAAGGAUCACAUUUUGGUGCAGAGAGUUCUUCUUAUGCAAAUUCCAAUCUUCUUAGUACUUUUACUUUCGCUUGGAUGGGUCCUUUACUUGCACUCGGUUAUCAAAAAACACUGGAUCUUCAAGAUGUUCCUCAGCUUGCCAAUUGUGAUAGUGCUAACGUGGUCUUUGCCCAUUUUAGAAAUAAACUGGAAUCUAAUGGUGAUGACAGUGGUAACAUUGGUCAGGUAAGCAAACUCAAGCUGGUGAAGGCAUUGAUUCUCUCAAUGUGGAAAGAAAUUCUAUGGACAGCUUUACUGACCAUUGUACGCACAUUGGCUUCUUAUGUUGGACCAUACCUUAUUGUCCCUUUUAUUCAAUAUCUCAAUAGCCCUCACCAACUAAAAUAUAAAGGCUAUGCAUUAGUAUUCAUUUUUUUUCUUUCAAAGCUCAUAAAGUGUCUCUCUGAGAGGCACUUAUUCUUUCAAUUACGAAAGAUGGCAAUUAGAGUCCGUGUUGCUUUGCUUGCAAUAAUCUACAAGAAGGGUCUCCGGAUUUCAAGCCAAUCAAAUCAGGGCUACACUAGUGGUAAAAAUAUUAAUUUGAUUAGUGUUGAUGUUGAAAGGACUGGAAUUUUCAGUUGGUAUUUGCACGAUAUAUGGAGUGUGCCUCUUCAAGUUGUUCUAGCAUUGUUGAUCUUAUACAAGAGUCUUGGGAUUGCUUCAGUUGUAGCUUUUGCUGUCACAAUAAUUUUGAUGUUAAAAAAUGCUCCACUAGGAAAACUUCAAGAAAAAUUUCAGGGGGAAUUGAUGGAUUCAAAGGAUCGAAGGAUGAAGGUAACAUCUGACGCUCUGAGGAAUAUGAGGAUUCUCAAGCUCCAGGGUUGGAAGAUGAAGUUCUUAGCUAAGAUAAUUGAGCUCAGGAAGUUGGAAACAAAAUGGUUGAAAAAGUUACUUUAUACAUCAGCUAUAACUGCCUUUGUCUACUUGUCUGCUCCAAUGUUUGUAUCAAUGGUUACUUUUGGAUUUUGUGUGCUUAUGAAAAUCCCAUUAGGGUCAGGAAAUAUUGUAUCUGCACUUGCAACAUUUGAGAUAGUGCGAGGUCCCAUUUAUAAUUUUCCUGACACAAUCUCCAUGGUAGUUCAGACUAAAGUUUCGCUUCACAGAAUAGUAUCAUUCCUCUGUCUUGAAGAACUUCAGUAG